UAGGUAGUUGCAUACACUCAUAUAUGUGGCAAGAACUGUCACAAAAUAAACAUAUGGCACACAGCCAAACAAAAACAAAAAGAAACGAGUCGUGUCACUUUCCACCAUACGAAUUGCAACUACCAGGUGCCAGUGGCUGUCAGUUCAUUGUUGGUAUUGCACUGGGAAAGAUACAUGUAGAAUUUUCGUCAUUUAUUUUUACCUAUAUUCCUAAUUGUUAUGUCAUACGUUUUAUGAAUUUGUUAACAUAAUGGAUAGAAACAGAUUAAAGAAAAAGAAACAACGCGCAAAAAGAGAAUUAACUGGAGAUUGGCCAGAUGAUAAAGUAAGAGAACUGAUUUAUAAUGUAGAAAUAAGACCAGAACUAUGGGAUGUUGGAACCUUCAACCAUCGCAUUCCAAAGCCACAAACAUGGCAGGAAGUGGCAGCGCAAUUGGGCAAAGAAUAUGACUGGCGCGAUUGUCGACUUAAAUGGCAGAAUUUGAGGGUCACUUAUAAAUGCAAUCUAAUAAAAAUCGCAAAAAAGCAAGCCGAAACGGGAAUUGAUAAUGAAGUUCCCAGAGUAUUAUGGCGAUUUUUUCAUUUGAUGGAGUUCAUCACCAAAAAAAGGAAACAUCAUCAUCAACAGCAUAAUAUGUCUGAUUGCGCCUCAAAUUUCAAUGAGGCUGAGAGCGAUUGCACAAUGAGUUUGGAUCCAGAAUUGACGAAUGCAUCUUGUUCAACCAUGACUUCCCAGCAACAUGUGGACUUUAUACAAUGUCCCUCUAGUACAAUCAAGCAAGAAGUAGCCGAAACACCUCCACCAUUAAUUGCCAACACUUUUAUGAAAACCCCUUCACCUCCACCAAUAAUUGGCAACACUUUUAUGAAAACCCCAUCACACUUAAAUAAUGUUUCACGGAAGGAGAUGAAUAAUACAAAUGAUGAAUAUGCAUGCUUCGGUAACUUUAUUGCAUCUGAACUUCGAAGUCUUCCGCCGGAACAUUCGUUUGCUUUGAAACGUCGAUUGAAUCGCACACUCUUGGAAUACUGGGAUGAAAUGCAGAUACAAAUGGAGAAUUUGACGGUUCCUAAAACAGAAGAUUUCGAAAAUAUUGUGUAGUCAAUUAAAGAAAAGAUGUUUGAAGCGUUUAGAUGAUAAAGAAUCUAGAAAAAGUAUACAAAUUUUGGUUGGACAGAAAUUUAAGUCGACAUUCAGGCUCUUCGUCUGUGAGAGAAAAGCAAAAUUUCAAAACAUGUCACUUAGGACUUUUAUCA
Messenger RNA from Episyrphus balteatus (marmalade hoverfly), 1257 nucleotides. RefSeq lists its product as uncharacterized. Lineage: Eukaryota; Metazoa; Arthropoda; Insecta; Diptera; Syrphidae. Gene Ontology annotation, biological process: regulation of transcription by RNA polymerase II. The record is from RefSeq and is a predicted model, not a curated record. Gene Ontology annotation, cellular component: nucleus; transcription regulator complex. The transcript has 5 exons. Bases 251 to 1102 code for a protein of 283 amino acids.